Messenger RNA from Danio aesculapii, 2013 nucleotides. RefSeq names its product thrombomodulin (gene thbd). Gene Ontology annotation, biological process: cell migration. The coding region runs from base 266 to 1816 and encodes 516 amino acids. Lineage: Eukaryota; Metazoa; Chordata; Actinopteri; Cypriniformes; Danionidae. Gene Ontology annotation, cellular component: membrane; extracellular matrix; external side of plasma membrane. The transcript has a single exon. Gene Ontology annotation, molecular function: extracellular matrix protein binding; extracellular matrix binding; transmembrane signaling receptor activity. The record is from RefSeq and is a predicted model, not a curated record.
GCAAGUUGGAAAUUAAUCCUCAGAGUCAGGAUGGAUAUCGUGUGUCCAGCCCCCCGCGCCGGCUGGGAUAGGAAACGAGAGAGAGGGGGAGAGAAAGUUGAAGUAUCGGGAUCUCUGCCAGAAAACACGAACUUCCUUUAAUUUCUGGAGACAUGGAUGACAUUAUAAAUCCGGCACGGCGCAGCUCAGACCCGUGAAAUGCGCGCUGGUCACUUCUCCAAAAUCACUUCAGCACGAACAUCAUUACAUAACGCGUCCAGCAGAGAUGAGAGAGCUCGUAAUGGCGCUGGUGGUUGCUCUUCUGGGGGUUCACGCGGACAAAAACAUCGGCGACUGUGUGAAUGGGAAAUGCUUCGUCGUUCAGACCGACACCGCGAACUUUGACGCGGCGCAGAAAGUCUGUGAGGAGCGAACAGGAGGACAUCUGAUGACCAUCCGCACCGCAAAACUAGCCGACGUGUUAUCUCGGUUAUUACUAAAAGGAGUGUCGGGAAACUUCUGGAUUGGGUUGAGAUAUGUCGGUAAUGAGUGUUCAGAUAGAUUAAUGGGAUAUAAAUGGAUCACUGGAGAUGACACGAGCCAGUAUGUCAACUGGAAAAGCGAAUCGGAUUGUGCGCCACAUUGUGUUUCGGUAUCACAAAACGAUCACAAAUGGACUGAGAGACCGUGCGGUGAACAAAUCGAUGGUUAUGUGUGUGAAUAUGAUAAUUUAAAUCACUGUCCGCCGCUGAGCACUGAUGAAAAAGUCUAUUAUUCGACUGCUUUUGGAUUUACAUCAAACGAACUUCUCAGAGAGAUUCCCGAAUUGACUAAUGCAACAAGGCUUGAGCUUGGGACCAAACACAUUUGUUUUGAGAGCGAGUGGCUUCAUGCGCCCUGGAACUGUGAGGUUUUCGGUGGUGGAUGUGAUUAUAAGUGUGUUAGAAACGGACAGAGCCAAUCGUGCAUCUGUCAGCCUGGAUUUAAGCUGGACACAAACGGGAUAUCAUGCAGCCAGCAGCAGGACGAUGACCCGUGCGCGCAUGCGGGAUGCGAACACGAGUGCGCGCGAGAUAGCGGUGCGUUCUUGUGCACGUGUCGCCCCGGGUUUACAUUGAGUGCGAACGGAAAGUCUUGCGAAGAAAACUGCAAGCCAGGCUUUGUCAAUGAAAACGGCAGAUGCGUUGAUUUGAACGAAUGCGAAACUGGACCGUGUGAACACGACUGCGCCAACACUGAAGGCAGCUAUCAAUGCGUAUGUUUUGAUGGAUACAUACCGUCAACUGAGAACAUGCACCAAUGUAAAAUGCACUGUUCGGAGAUGAGAUGCGAAGCUGAAUGUGAUCCCAACAAUGAAUUCCAGUGCAGCUGCCCUGAAGGUUUCCUACUUGAAGACAGAUAUUGCGUCGAUUUAGAUGAAUGCAUAAGUACCAAUAACUGUGACCACAAUUGCACAAACACGCCUGGGUCAUUUGAAUGCUUUUGUAACGAAGGAUACGUGCUUUUGGACAAUGGGGUAUGUGAGGAACAGGACUUGGAGGGUUCAGGCAGCUCAACGCCCUUUGACCUUUUCAUACCUACAAGCAGACCUCCAACCGACAGGCCAUUGUCCAUUUCUGCGGGCAGUCUUUUGGGAGUAAUGGUCUGCAUUGUUGUUUGUGUGCUGUUACUGGUCUGGCUUGCGCACUGCAUACUGAGACGACUGAGUAAAAUGAACCAUUACGAUACACAUAAAGUCCACGAUGAAGUCUACGAUUUUCAACAGGUGAUUACUGAGAAUAACAGCACACAACAGUCAUUACCAAAUGCAAAUAGGGAUUUAAAGAGAGACAUUUAAAAGCCAGUCAAUACCCCUCCAAAGUUUGGAAACAUUAAGAGUCAGGCCAGUAGCCAGCCUGGUGAAAGCUGUGGUUCUUUUUUCUUAAAAUGUGGACCUUUUUGCAGUUAUUCACAUCAUUUUCUAUUUAAUUAUGAGGUUUAAAUAGGUUGCAAGUACAAUUUUUUUUUGCUGGAUUAACUUGUUGGAUGGUCAUC